AUGAAAAGACUAAUGUCAUUGCGCGUGCGCAGCUCACCUGGCUUGGACGACAUCAAAGCAAAGGCCUUGAAGACAGCGGCCAUUGACCUUGCAGAACCAUUAACUCGGUUCUUUCAACGUUCUGUCGACGAAAUGCAGGUUCCCACAAUGUGGAAACAUGGAUUAAUCACUCCUAUUUACAAAACUGGUAAUUCUGCGGAGCCCUCAAACUACAGUCCAGUCACUCUCCUCGCAGUUUUAUCCAAAGUAAUGGAACGCAUGACCGCAGAGGCGCUCAUGGUAUACCUUGAGAGCAACAACAUUCUAGUGUCAGCGCAGCACGGAUUCCGCCGAAAUCGGUCUUACACCACAAACUUACUUCUA
Molecule: messenger RNA, 363 nt
Organism: Dicrocoelium dendriticum
Lineage: Eukaryota; Metazoa; Platyhelminthes; Trematoda; Plagiorchiida; Dicrocoeliidae
Source: the annotation of a GenBank genome assembly